Messenger RNA from Colletotrichum higginsianum IMI 349063, 267 nucleotides. RefSeq lists its product as uncharacterized. The transcript has a single exon. Lineage: Eukaryota; Fungi; Ascomycota; Sordariomycetes; Glomerellales; Glomerellaceae. The record is from RefSeq and is a predicted model, not a curated record. Bases 1 to 267 code for a protein of 88 amino acids.
AUGGCUAAAGAGAAUCUUGUCAGGAACAGCAAGCCGAUCUUCACCGGCCAUUGGCCUCGCAGCACCCUGAAAAGACAUGUGAGGCGCAUAUUGGCAGCCAGCUGGGCAUCGGAGGCCAUCCUCCAGGGUUGGCGGGUGAGCUUCGCUUCGACGAUUGGCUGUGGAGCCCGCAUCGCACAUGGCGCGCCUCCGCAGCCAAGAGUGCAAGGCAUCAUCUACGAAGUCCCAGGAACGAGACCGUGCACACUGACCGAAGUGCUGGCAUGA